AUGGCCAGCAUCUUCACCUUUGAGACGGAACUCGCUCGGGUUUCUUCUCCUUGGCUGACACCUUCGGACAGCCCUAGACCCACGACGCCAACUUCCCAGCCUAAAGAACAAGCUUCGUCUGCUCGGCUCGAGGAUCAUGGCGUUACACGACUCCAGGCGGAGCCUCAACAAGGCCCUACUGAGUACAAGCUCCACUUGCUGCUUAGACCGAGAAGAAACUACAGCAGAUCUUCAACCGGAUCUGCUAGUUCGAGGCCACAACAGGACGGCCGAAAACCUGGCAACCCAGUGACCAAUGAAUCGGGCCAUAUUUCAGCCGUCCUAACGCCUUCGAGAUCGCGACAGCAUCGCUUAGAACAACUAACAACGCAGCUGCUUUGGCGUCUUCAACAAUCUUCUCCAUAUCAUGACUUCUCUACCAGUGAUCUGGUCCUCCCUCAGCUACCAGAAGACACAGAAAGCCUCGUAGAGCCUCUGCAGCCAGCUAAGCUGCUUGCGGGGCUAGAGCAAAGUCGAGGAGCUCUGUAUGAAAUUGGAGUAUCUGAUGAUGGAACCUUCGUAGGGUUAACUAAGGAUGAAAUGGAUGAAUCACUAAGAAAUCUUCGAGUCAUGGCUGCUAGUCUCGGCUGCAAUGUUGAGAUUAUCAGAAUGGUCAUCGUUGGUGAUUGCGAAUGGCAAGAGUCGUCAAGUUCUUCCUCUGAUUCUGAGAUAUCGCUUGCGAAUCUAGAAGGACCGCAUACCCGGAACUCAACUAGAUCAACGGUAGACUCCCAAACACUCCGCCACCAAGCACAACUUUGGGUUGCAGAGGCUCUUGUCUCCCCCAACUUGGGUCCUCGGGAUAAGCAGUCGCAGGGAGAGCCAAUAUCAGAAUCUACCAGUGACAUGCGCUACAACGCCCCGAAUCCUGUUGAGCUCGAGAAGAAGUUGUCACUUGAUCGAGAAGCAGAAUGUGAAGAGACAGAACAGUUGCGAAUCACUCUGACAGGGCCUACGAAUUCUGGGAAGUCAAGUUUGCUUGGCACGCUCUCUACAGCCACUCUGGACAACGGUAGAGGUAAAAGUCGGCUGAGUCUUCUGAAACAUAGGCAUGAAAUCGCUUCAGGUUUGACGAGCUCCGUAGCCCAAGAACUUAUUGGUUACAAGGGAUCGAAUGUUAUUAACUACGCUUCCGGGAAUGUUACUUCUUGGACAGAUAUACAUUUUUCCUCCAAGAGUGGCCGCUUGGUAUUCAUUUCUGACUCGGCCGGACAUUGGCGAUACCGUCGAACAAUCGUCCGCGGUCUCAUCGGAUGGGCACCUUCAUGGAUCAUCUUGUGCAUUGCUGCCGACGAAAAUUUUUCGAACAGUGCUGGCGGCACGACUGCCUCUCACGACAUUCUUGGCGCAGCCGAGCUCGGUAUUGAUCUGGGCAAAGCGCACUUAGAGCUCUGCGUGAAGCUUGAGCGACCAUUAGCUGUGGACCCCGGCUCCCAAUACAUGUCUAGACAGCCGAACUUCUCAGGCAGUCUCAAAUCGUCAGAAUUGCCGGAUUACAGUACUGAUCCCGUCAAAGUCAUUACCAAAUUGGAUCUCGCAUCGAAAUCAAGUCUAAGGCACACACUAAGUAAAAUACUCUCCAUCAUAAAAGCUACUGGUCGAGUACCCUACAUCCUUCCCCCGGACCAGGCAAAGAACGUCGAUGAAUCUGAUCUCAACACCAUUCCUCAAAGUAACAGUUUCGAUCCAGUGCGGCGACUCAUCGAAAAGAUCAAGGCGGAAGACCCUACAUUGAUUGUUCCGAUCGUCAUGACAAGUGCGGCUAAGGGUACAGGCAUCCGAUCCAUGCACGCUUUACUUCAAAGUCUUCCGAUUCCACCUACCCCUACUGCACAGGACCUCAUUGGUGAGGCCCUCAAUCCGGAACAGCCUGCCUCUCUGUUCCACAUUGAGGAUGUCUUUGGACUUCCAGCAUCUCUAGAAACGGUUGCCUCUGAAAGGUCUCAAGACACUGGCAUGGUAGUUGCUGGACAUUUAAAAUUCGGAAGGUUUUCUGUCGGUGAUGUAGUAGUUGCCGGCCCGUUCCUUGCAGAAGAUGGAAUUGCAUCAUCCCCACAGGCGGAAACAAGAUUGUCCCCAAACAACCUUAGAAAUUCGCAUUCGCAUCCUUCAACAGCUGAAUUGCCCCGGACAGCUUCCCGCCAUGGCACCUCGGCGUCCACAGCGAAAGUAGAAUGGCUUACUGCGCAGAUUGUUAGUUUGAGAAACCUCCGUUUGCCGGUCCAUACCUUAGAGGCGGGACAGGUUGGCACUGUCGGAGUCGUCUUUGAUAUUGCGUCGGAUAAAGUUUCUGAUGGCGCCUUUGAGCGCACUCGAUCCUCGCCACCACGAGUAAGAAAAGGUCAAGUUAUGGCUAUUCCAAGUCGACACAUGAUCGAUACAGGACAGACUAUGAAAGCUGCCAGCGGAUUUACUGCAUCGUUCGAAGACAGCGAUAUCAGUUCUCUCACACCGGGGAGCUUGGUUGUUGUGUACGUAGCUAGUAUCCGGGCAGCUGCUAGGGUGCUAAAGCUGGUACCUCGUCCAAACAAGGAGUUGGGGACCGCAACCCGAGGGGAAGAGCUUGAUGUUUUUGGCCUGAAUGACCAAGAAGAUACGGAACCAGAACCACUUGUAUUUGGCAUGGAUGGAAUUACAGAUGUCACCUUCGAGCUGUUGACAAGCCGUGAAUGGGUAGAACUGGGCGAAAAUAUCCUAGUCAUGCCCGGAGGAGGUCACGGCUUAUAUUAUGGAUCCGAAAGAGGAGAGAAAGGUGUCGCCGGGCUUGAAGGAUUUGCUGGUAGAAUCAUAGAAGUUGUAGACUAG
Molecule: messenger RNA, 2844 nt
Organism: Drepanopeziza brunnea f. sp. 'multigermtubi' MB_m1
Lineage: Eukaryota; Fungi; Ascomycota; Leotiomycetes; Helotiales; Drepanopezizaceae
Source: RefSeq, a predicted model, not a curated record